AUGGUCAGUGUUCCACAAGAGGAACCCUGGACCUGUGAUGCUGUGCACAUGAUGGGCACCGGAGGAUCAGGCUACAUGUAUGAACCUCACAGGCUCCCUGAGCAGGUGAACCUCUUUGACCCUAAGGUCAGUGCAUCUGAACAUGAGCAUACCACUGCUCAUCCCAGCCAGUUUCCUUCCCGACACUUCGAAGGAAACUGUAAUCAUUCCAGAUAUAAUUCUGAAGCUGAUGCGGCCUUGGACACUAGCUCCCAGAUCACCAACCAGGACGCAAAGGAGAAGGAGGAAGUUGUGGAGGAGCCAGAGAAUGGAAAAGGCGCCCCUGGUAAUGGGAAUGUUAAUGAGGAAAAUGGGGAGCAGGAGGCUGACAAUGAGGUGGAUGAAGAAGAAGAAGAGGGUGGUGAGAAAGAGGAGAAGGAAGGUGAAGGUGAGGAAGAGGAUGGAGUUGCAGAUGAGGAGACUGAGGCAGCCACAGGCAAACAGGCAGCUGAAGAUGGCGAGGAGGAUGAUGUAGAUACCAAGAAGCAGAAGACGGAUGAGAACGACUGGACAGCAAAAACGGAAAGUUAA
Molecule: messenger RNA, 570 nt
Organism: Marmota flaviventris (yellow-bellied marmot)
Lineage: Eukaryota; Metazoa; Chordata; Mammalia; Rodentia; Sciuridae
Product: prothymosin alpha-like
Biological process (GO): negative regulation of apoptotic process; positive regulation of transcription by RNA polymerase II
Cellular component (GO): nucleus
Molecular function (GO): histone binding
Source: RefSeq, a predicted model, not a curated record